AGCACAUUAAACAAUCAUCUUUAGGAUAAAACAAUAGUAAUAAAUACUUUAUCUAAUACUUAACAAACUAAGAUUCAUUCAUAAACAAUUUAGAAUCCUGUGUGUGUGCAUGCGCUUUCAGCUGAUGGUUGCUUAGCAACGACAGUCACAGAAUGUGUUCUAUAUUAGUGUUCCAUACUAGAACAGCGCAUCAGCCAGCAUUCAGGACAGUAACUUGGUGGAUCACACAGCUACUGUACGAAUAGACAAAUCUGUGAUUGUGAAGGACUCGUUCGCUAUGGAUGCUCACUUAAAUCAGUCUUCAGACAACCAUAAUCGCGAGUGGUCAUUGGUUGUUCUGACUUUGGACCCAAAGGUGAACGUACAAGAACUGAUUGAGUCAAUGAAACAGUUCACCCAAAUCCACUCUUUGGAUCUGUCCUAUGAUGAAGACAAUAAUUGCAGAUCCAUUUAUGUGACUUUUGAGCAUUCAGGACGGGAACAGGAACCUCAUCCUGUGCUCCCCACAUACCACUAUAUUGAGCGGAAGACACUGCUUGUGAGCAAUCUGCACCCAAUGGUCACCGAACAACAGCUUAUUGAAAAGUUUGGUCCAUUGGGGUCCAUCUCGACUGUGCAAGUGUGCAGAAACAACAUCGUCUCUCCUGUGUAUGCCUUUGUGACUUUCCAUCAUCGACGUGAUGCAGUGCGAGCACAAAAAGCUCUGAACUUCACUCAUUUACUGAAUAAACCUCUGAUCAUCAUGUGGGGCCCAGACAAGACAACUGAGGUCCUCUCAGAUUAUGACAGCAGCUCUCAAAGACAAACAGAGGAGAGAGAGGCAGCUGGAGAAACAGAGGAGAAAAAGACCAGUGGAGAAACAGAGGAGAGAGAGGCAGCUGGAGAAACAGAGGAGAAAAAGACCAGUGGAGAAACAGAGAGAGAAGCAGCUGGAAAAACAGAGGAGAGAGCGAACAGCGAGUCUUCAUGGAGAAGAAGGAUCUCCAACAAUGUGAAAAGUGCUGUGAAAGCCACGGUAAGCAGUCCAGCAACCUGGGUCGGAGUCGGCAUAGGUGUCUGUGCUGCUUAUGCCUACUUCAGGAGCAGGAGCUAGUGUGGACACAUUCUAAAAGACGAGAAGGCCUGCCUCACAAUCUCCACUCAUCAUCCCCAGAGUGACCAAUCACUGCUCCAGAAAGAAGAGUGACCGAUCACCGCUCCAGACAGUGUAGUGUGACCGAUCACUCAUUCUGACUGAGAACAGUGAUUGGUCACUCCACUUGGCAAUUUCAGCUUGAUUACCCCAGCAGGCCAAACACUUGCAAUAAAUGUGAAUUGAAUAAA
Molecule: messenger RNA, 1323 nt
Organism: Danio rerio (zebrafish)
Lineage: Eukaryota; Metazoa; Chordata; Actinopteri; Cypriniformes; Danionidae
Source: RefSeq, a predicted model, not a curated record